AUGGCGAAGGCGAAGUUUCAGCGGACGAAGCCGCACUGCAACGUUGGGACGAUUGGUCACGUUGACCAUGGGAAGACGACGCUGACGGCGGCGAUCACGCGGGUUUUGGGCGAGGUUGGCGGCGCGGAGUUUGUGUCGUUCGACGAGAUUGACAAGGCGCCGGAGGAGCGCGCGCGCGGGAUCACGAUCGCGACGGCUCACGUCGAGUACGAGACGGGGAGCCGCCACUACGCGCACGUGGAUUGCCCGGGCCAUGCGGACUAUGUGAAGAACAUGAUCACGGGUGCAGCGCAGAUGGACGGCGCGAUCCUUGUGGUGUCUGCGGCGGACGGUCCGAUGCCGCAGACGCGGGAGCACAUUCUUCUGGCGCGCCAGGUGGGCGUUCCUGCGCUUGUUGUGUACAUGAACAAGGUGGACAUGGUUGACGACGAGGAGAUUCUCGAGCUUGUCGAGCUUGAGGUUCGGGAGCUUUUGUCGGUCUACGAGUUUCCGGGCGACGACAUUCCUGUGAUUCGGGGUUCUGCGCUAGCGGCGCUUGAGGAUGGCGACGCGGCGACGGGCCGCGAUUCGGUCAUGGCGCUGAUGGAUGCGGUCGAUGAGUACGUGCCGCAGCCUGAGCGUCCGAAGGACCAGCCGUUUUUGAUGCCGAUUGAGGACGUGUUCUCGAUUUCGGGCCGUGGGACGGUUGUGACGGGCCGGAUUGAGCGCGGCGUGGUGAAGGUCGGCGACAACGUUGGGAUUGUCGGGAUCCGUGAGACGACGAAGACGGUUUGCACGGGCGUUGAGAUGUUCCGGAAGUUGUUGGAUCAGGGCGAGGCCGGUGACAACGUUGGGGUUUUGCUUCGCGGGACGAAGCGUGACGAGGUUGAGCGGGGUCAGGUUUUGGCGGAGCCCGGGACGAUCACGCCGCACACGCGCUUUGAGGCAGAGACGUACAUCCUGACGAAGAACGAGGGUGGCCGUCACACGCCGUUUUUCUCGAACUACCGCCCGCAGUUUUACUUCCGGACGACGGACGUGACGGGGACGAUUGAGCUUCCCGAUGGGACGGAGAUGGUGAUGCCGGGCGACAACGUGAUGAUGAAGGUCGAUCUGAUGGCGCCGAUUGCGAUGGACGAGGGCCUGCGCUUCGCCAUCCGCGAGGGCGGGCGCACCGUCGGCGCCGGCGUCGUCGCCAAAAUCGUCGAAUAG
This is a messenger RNA of Geodia barretti, 1191 nucleotides long. NCBI's taxonomy places the organism in Eukaryota, Metazoa, Porifera, Demospongiae, Tetractinellida, Geodiidae. The record is from the annotation of a GenBank genome assembly.